Messenger RNA from Coprinopsis cinerea okayama7#130, 1230 nucleotides. RefSeq names its product CRAL/TRIO domain-containing protein. The coding region runs from base 181 to 1230 and encodes 349 amino acids. The transcript has 6 exons. Gene Ontology annotation, molecular function: phosphatidylinositol transfer activity. NCBI's taxonomy places the organism in Eukaryota, Fungi, Basidiomycota, Agaricomycetes, Agaricales, Psathyrellaceae. The record is from RefSeq and is a predicted model, not a curated record.
CGGACUGCUCGAUCUCACUCUUUCAUCUCUUGCCAGGCCACUUCUACAUCUGGUUAUCCGUUGGGUACCCCUUGUUUCAGCAAUUAACGUGCUGAUUUGAAAGACGACCGUCCUAUCGUUUGGCAGCCGCUUGACCAGCACCUCAUUUUUUUCUUCCCUCCAUCCACACAGCCUACCGACAUGGCACCGACACGAAAGGUUUUGAGUAUGCCUGACCCAGGCACGUCCAUUCGCCCUAUCUAUAUGUAUACGGAGGAGCAGACCAAGAUGAUUCAGGCCUUGCGAGAGUAUACCUCGACAAUUUGCCUACCCCCUUCAGAUCCCUAUCACUACUGGGAGAGCCGUUGGCUAUCACGUCCAGACACCCACCCCCGGUAUAUGAGAGCAGCCAAGUGGAAUUACGGCGAUGCACAGAAGCGGAUAAAAGCGACCCUGGAAUGGCGGCGUGAAUUCCAACCCGACUUGAUCAGCCCUGAAGAUGUCAGGAUAGAGGGGGAGACGGGGAAAAUUAUUCUGAACGGGUUUGAUGUGGAUGGUCGGCCCGUUAUCUACAUGAGGCCUGGACGGGAAAACACCGAGACGAGUCCAAGGCAGUUGCGACACCUGGUGUGGUGGUUAGAGCGAGCAAAGGACUUCAUGCCACCAGGCCAAGAAAGUCUUGUCAUCGUCGUUGACUACAAGUCAUGUACACUGCGAACGAACCCAUCCAUCUCUAUCGCCCGCAAGGUGCUCACUAUUCUCCAGCAACACUAUGUCGAAACCCUGGGACGAGCAUGCGUGACCAACCUCCCAUUCAUCCUCAACUUCUUCUACAAGGGCAUUGAAAGAUUUUUGGAUCCCGUUACACGGGACAAGUUGAGGUUCAAUCCCAACCUCACCGAGAUCAUCCCUGAAAGCCAACUGGACGCUGACUUCGGAGGUUCCUACGAAUUCGAUUUUGAGCCCAAGUGCUACUGGGACCAGAUCAUCGAAAUCUGCGGUAUCGCCCCAGAUGGCACGCGAACUCGCGACAUCUACUCCAACCCGACAGAGCCCUUCAACACGCUCCCCUUGGCAAACAAUGUUCCUCGCUCCAGGUCUGACAGCAGCAGUGGAAGUGACAGCGACUACAAAGCGCCUGUAACCCCGAAAACAACAGGAAGCGUCCGUAGCCUCAAUAUUAACAAGGCGGAUGCAUCUGUGAACGUCGAGGAAGUAUCAGAAAGAAGGCAUACAGUGAUGGUGGGGUAG